CUCUAACAGGUGAAGCCAAAAAUUUAAUUUUUCUCCGGCACACAAAAGCAUCAGCAAACCUGUUGCUCAUAUUUUCCGUACAUGAUAAAAUCUGUUUAUAAUAGUGAUAAAAACGCAUAUGACAUGUAGUUACGAGUCUUUACUGAGAUAGCACUAUGUAGUCUGAAUAUUUAUGCUCUCAUUAUUUUUGACUCCGAACGUUAGUCUCUUAAUCUGCAUGCUCGUAAGUCCAGAUGAAAGGUAGGGAGACAAACAUGACAUUACUUUGGAUUUCUUUGGUAACUGGAUCUGUGACUAUACAUCUGUAGUUAAGUUGGAUAAUUUCCCACUGGUUCAUCUCGUUUUUCUUAUGGUUUGGAUUUCAUCAGAAGCACAAAUAAUACAAAACUAUAAGUAUAGGUCUGUGUAUAGAAUUGUACAGUAUUUGCAUAUGUCUAUAAUUGUCUUCUAAUUUACUCUAAUUUCAAAUGACGCAUCUUUAUUUUAGAAAUAUUUAAAAAUCUGGGAUCACUCUGUAGAACGGAUUUCCGAGAAAUGAUCGCAGCUGAUAUAAAUAUUUUGCAAUCAAAGUUUACCACCCUCUUCAAAACCUCUAGAAAUCGAGUGCAUUUAGCAUUUUUGCAACAGUUUAGCAAUGCCGUUAAUUCAUUCCAACAUGAAUACCAGUCAGUAUUAAAAGAAUUCGAAUUGAGAACAAUAAACUUCUUGGUGGUCAGAAAUGUGCACAAAUGUUCAUGUAAUACGAAAAUUGGUUUAUGGAUUGAAGAAAUAAAUGAUUUUAUCUAUAAAUUUGAAGACUUAAAAAGGUCUCUUGCUAUUCUACAAAGUAUUUUUGAAUCGUCAUGCAGGCUUGUAUAUCAUGUGUACCAUGAUAAUCAUUUUUCAUUUGAAUACGCUCAAGAUGAAAAACUGACGUAUCUAUUAGACAGAUUGAAAAGCCUGACAGGAUGGUUAAAUCUGGCAGCUACGGGGAAUGAUAAUUCUAAGCCGACUGGAGUCAAUUCACACGAUGUUAAAUAUCGUUUUAAGUAUUCGACUUUGAUAGAAGCCUUAGAUUUACAUCAUGAUUGUUACCAGUCCUCCUAUUGUCCAAUACCAAUUAAUGAAAAGUGUCUGUCGAUACAGAAUUUACAUUGUGUUCAUUACACUGAUAGGAUAAAUCAAGAUAUACAAAGAACAUGGAAUUUACUAUGUGACUGCUAUUGGUUAGUAUUAACAUCCAAAUUAUCCGAAAUGAAUGCUUAUUUAUCAAAUAUCAACAGUGAAUGGACUGAAAAGAAUGUUACAUCAGAUAUUCAAUCUCCGCAUUGUUAUGCUGUAACAAGGCGAUGCAAUCGAAUAAUUUACAAUCUAUUACAACAGUUAUUAUCCUAUCCAACUGCAUUGAGCGUUUUCAAUUCAAACAAGGAGUGUCUCAGUGAAAUGUACAAUAAUCUAAGCAUUAUGAUAAAAUAUGCAAAUGACAAGAGUAUUAUCGAAGACAAACAACCUGAUGUUUUAGAACUGCGGAUGGAUGUAAUCAGUAGAAAGCUCUGUACCUAAAUUUCAUGCUUGCUGGUAAAGUACAUCUAAAAAUUUCAAAAGAAUUGAUGUUAUCUCGGAGAUUUAAACCUGCAUAAAUCCAUACUGUUGUUGAAGACGUUACGACCAAGCUAGUAGGUUUCAAGGGUGAUCUUCUAUAGGACUGUAAUAGAUGCACUGUAUACUCCAGUAUUAGAUUUGAACCAUCUAACACCGAUUCAAAGUGCACCAUGAUGAUGGGUUACCUAGUUUGGUGAUCAUUUUGCAUCACUGACUGAUAGAAUCCAAUCACAACUGAUACAAAGGACCAGAAUCAUGCCAUCGGUUGCUUCCUACUGAUCACUCAGUGUUCUCAAAAUUACCAUUCCAGAUGGGAUUCAUAAAUGAAAUUUUGGAAACAUUUAUUUCCCGAUACGAAUUUAAAACAGGCAACAAAGGUUAAUAAAUUGUCGAAACCUUCAGAGUAUUUACUUCCAGAAUAUUUCCUCUUUAUACACGGUUUUCAUAUAAAGUAAUAAUCUAAAGGGUAUCGGACGACGAAGCGUUCCUGCAUCUGAAGGAAAAACCUAUUUACUAAGUAUUUUCUUCAUUAUUUCGUCAAAUAAUUGCAUAAUAUUUAGUUGGAGGUUAAUUAAAUAAGCGGGUGACUUCAUUUAGUUUUUUUUGUUCUUUCACAUUCCCAGUGGAACAUGGGGCUUCAAGCUACAGACUUCAAGUUUACGUAGCAGUGGUGAUUAUUUUUACAGAAUGGGGUUGCUAGCCUCAUGCCCAACCUUUUCUCUUUAUCAGUCUUGUUACUGGCUCAGUGAGGUUAAGAAGUGCGUCUGUGGCCGGGGAUCGAACUUCGGGCCAUACGCAUGGUCGGAGAGCAUCACAACCGCUGUGCCAGCGACGCACUCCUUCAUGUUGUGGUCAUCUGGUAUAAUUGCACGAAUGAAACAAUAGGAGAUACAGAAGAAAUACAGUUUCACGGUUGGAAAUUCUGGUAGCUCAGUGAGUAAAGCAGGCCGCUUUGAGUCUGCUUUUAACUCACAAUCCAAUUAUCGCCACGCUAUCCAGUUAAGCCUUGAUCAGAGUUCAUAUAAAUUUAUUAAAUAUUUACUUCAAAUGUUAUUCAGGCGGCUUCUGUCUUUUUUCUUUUUGCCACUAAAGACAAAUUUUUGUCAACUACUGGAAAAGUGGAAGAGUAUUCCAAAUCACUUUAUUCAGUCUUCACUCGAAUGGAUUCCUUGUUUCGAAUAAGUCUUACCAAAUUUCCUUUAAAUAAUUACUAAUCAAGAUUCUCUGAUAAAUUUUAUCACUUAUCUGCUUCCUCAUUUAUAUCUGUCAAAUCCCUUCAAACAAACACUUGACAACUAAUCUGAUUCUCACUAAGGACUGGCUCUACACAGGAAGUUCUCGUGAGAAGUCGUAACUAGCGGGCUCCAUUAAGUCAGGUAAAUGAACAGUUACUUGCUUGUGAUAUUG
Trichobilharzia regenti is the source of this 2988-nucleotide messenger RNA. NCBI's taxonomy places the organism in Eukaryota, Metazoa, Platyhelminthes, Trematoda, Strigeidida, Schistosomatidae. The record is from the annotation of a GenBank genome assembly.